Messenger RNA from Cololabis saira (Pacific saury), 6486 nucleotides. RefSeq names its product collagen, type XVI, alpha 1 (gene col16a1). Lineage: Eukaryota; Metazoa; Chordata; Actinopteri; Beloniformes; Belonidae. The record is from RefSeq and is a predicted model, not a curated record. The transcript is spliced from 71 exons. Bases 313 to 5151 code for a protein of 1612 amino acids.
GAGACAGACACUCGAGAGCGGACUUGGCAGGAGCAGCGGGAGGGAGAGAGAGGCGGAGAAAGUUAAGACGCGGACGAUCCCGGAGCAACUUUCCUCUGCUCUGUGGAGGAAGACUCGAGGAGGGGGGGAGAAGAAGCGCCUGCGACGUUUGCGUGGGAUUUUUCUGUUGCAUCGUCUUGCAGGAUUCACUGCCCGCUCAGCCACUGAUACAAUUAGUUUCGGAUUAAUGCCAUCGCAAACUUGAGGAUCAAGCGGGACUUUGAAGUUGGAGUUUGAGGCGAGGCGGAGUGCGGUUCUCAGAGGGGUGACAUCAUGUGGCUCUUCUGCUCCUCUCUGGCUCUGCUGGCCCUCAGCUUUGGAUCAUGUGACACAGAAACAUCACAGGAAGGUGAUCAAUGUCCACCCUUACAAGUGGAAAAUUGGAAGUUUCCUCAGAUGGCCAGGGACAACAUCACGGGCUUUAAUCUGGUGAGGCGAUUCUCCCUGCUCAAAAACCCAGAUGUCAAGAAGAUCCGGAGCGCUCGCGGCCCUGCCUUCCUCCGCCUGGGAAAGACGGCACUCGUGCAGCCUAGCGAUCAGGUGUUCCCUCAUGGCCUGCCAGAAGAGUUCACCCUGAUCUUCACACUGGCUUUGAAAAAAGCUGCCCUUAGGGAGACCGUCUACCUCUUUCAGAUAUCUGAUCAGCAAGGAUAUCCACAGCUCUCGGUGGACCUGAACGGGCCCGACCGCAGCCUGUCGCUGCGGGCCAGGGGGGCAGACCCGGCGGCCGACCCGGUGAGCGUCAUCUUCACCGGGGAUAGGGUGAAGGCGCUGAUGGACCUCCGCUGGCACAAGCUGGCCCUCAGCGUGCAGCGUGGCGCCGUCUCCUUCCUUGUGGACUGCAGCUCCAUCGAGACGAAGCCCCUUGAGCCCCGCGGGGUUCUGGCAACAGACGGACACACCCUGCUGGGAGUCCGGGCGUCAGACGCUGGGCCAGUGCAAAUGGAUGUUCAGCAGGUGACGCUGUAUUGCGACCCCUCCCUCGCCAUCCAGGAGUCGUGCUGCGAGAUCCCCGGAGCUCGGUGCCCUGCCGAUGCCCCCAAGAGCCGGCGUGCUGCAGAAAAUGAGCUCGACACCUCAUUUAAUCAGGACAUUUUUGCAUCCAAGGACCUUGCAGAUAAAUGUGCUGGUUGUUUAUUCCUGAGUAGGGAAGAGAAUGUAGUAAACUUCCACGGGGAUGCUAGGUUGAAAGGGGAAAAAAGAGACCAUAGUGCGGACUGUUCCAGCUCCCAUUCAGGUCCAUGCGCAGGACCCAGAGGGGAGAAGGGAGAGAAAGGCGAGUCGGUGACGGCUUCCAACUGGGGCGAAGCGGCGGCGUACAAGGGAGAAAAAGGACAGAAGGGAGAGAUGGGUCUGCAGGGCCUGACGGGCACGCCGGGCAGGGAUAGUCGAGUGGGGUCUGUCUGUGUCGUCGGCCCCAAGGGACAGAAGGGUACACCAGGUAAGGUGGGUCCCGAAGGGCUGGCCGGGGAACCAGGGAAGCCCGGACUUCCAGGUCUGCCAGGAGUAGGAAGGCCAGGUCCUCCUGGUCCCCCAGGUGGACCGGGUGGUCCAAAAGGAGAAAAGGGAGAUCUGGGACCUUCGGGAAGCGAUGGAUCAUCAGGAGAUCCAGGGCCGAGAGGACCAGUUGGGACUAAAGGAGAAAAGGGCGACCCAUGCGAGGUGUGUCCAGUGCUGCCUGCAGAUUUGGGCAACACCGUGGCUUUGCAAGGGAAACCGGGCCCUAAAGGAGAGCCUGGGGUGCCAGGAGUAGGAGAACGAGGACUCCUAGGGCCUCAAGGUGUGGACGGAAAAGCAGGAGAGAAGGGAGAACCGGGAUCAGAUGGCACCAAAGGAGCAAAGGGAGAGCCAUGCUCCGUGUGCCCCACCCUGGGAGAACUACCCCCUAAUCUCUUCCCUGACGUCGCAUCCCAAACUAUGACACAGCGAGGCGAGAAGGGAGAGCCUGGGAUUGGUCAGAAAGGAGAGCAGGGGGAGCCGGGAAAUGUAGGUCUGUCUGGCCCGCAAGGCGAGAAGGGUAAUACAGGCAGCAUGGGAGCUGAUGGUAAGCCGGGGAAACCUGGACAAAGGGGACCCAGUGGUAAGGAUGGACAGAGGGGUGCAAAGGGACAACCCGGGCUGCCUGGCGUGGGUCAACCUGGCGUAAAGGGUGAUAAGGGUGAGUGCGGUGUCUGCCAGCCAGCCGAGGUCGGCAGCAAACCUGCUGGCAUCCAGAUGCCUGGGGGAGUAAAAGGUGAACCGGGCCCUCCGGGUCCACCUGGAGCUCCAGGUCUCGGGGCUGAAGGCAAACAGGGUCCAGAAGGUCUGGUUGGUGCGAGAGGAGAAAAGGGUGAACAGGGAGAGCAAGGAUUCAAUGGAUUUGAUGGCGCUACUGGAGCCCCAGGACUUCCUGGAGAGUCCGGUCAGCAAGGACAAAUGGGUUUUAAAGGAGAGAAGGGGGAUGCUUGUACCAGCUGUUCUGCCCCCGGCGCUGUCCUGGGUGACGGGGUUGCUGUUCCAGGCCCCAAAGGAGAGAGAGGAGAACCUGGACCGUCAGGCGCAGGAAAACCUGGCAAGAAUGGAAAACCAGGUUUACCAGGUGCACAGGGCUCUCUUGGUCCCAAGGGAAGCAAGGGAGAAGCCGGGGCUCCAGGAGUCGGCCUUCAGGGACAACAGGGUAUAGAAGGACCGAGAGGCCUCCCAGGGCUUGUCGGAGGUCCCGGCGACAGAGGAUCAUCUGGCCCCGUCGGCCCUGCAGGGGCAAAGGGCUCCAAAGGUGAAGCGGGUCUUCCUGGGCCACAGGGUCCCCCCGGUUUUGGAGCAGAAGGACCUGCGGGUAGAGACGGCGCCCCCGGCUCUAUAGGGCUGCCAGGAGCGGAGGGCCGACCCGGACUUGAUGGGGCUAAGGGGGACAAGGGUCCACCAGGAGAGUGCAACUGCGUAACGCUUUCAAGUGUAGGGGGACCUGGACCUCGGGGAACUUCACUUACCAACUGGCAGGCAGGGCCCCAGGGACCACCAGGACCUCCGGGCCCUCCUGGCCCCCCUGGGCCUGGGGGAGAUGAUGGAAUCCAAGGACCACAGGGUAUCCCUGGAAACGACGGGAUACCGGGGAAACCGGGUUUGCCUGGAAAAAUCAGCCCCAUGGACCUGCAGAGGCUUCCUCAAGACUCCUCUGCUGGGCAGGAGGGAGAGGACUGUGAGGGGGGCUGUUCCCAAGGGUUGCCAGGGGUGCCAGGCAUGGCUGGUGCCAAGGGUGAAAAGGGAGACGAGGGCAAGCCUGCAGUUCCUUCAGGGAACUGUGACGGGUGUUUGGAGAGACUGCAGAGGGAACAAGCAACAGAAGCGACGGUUGACCGAUCCUGCACAGGAUCACCCGGCAUCCCAGGAGUGCCUGGAUCACCUGGCAUCAAAGGCGAACCUGGUAACCCAGGACAAAGAGGCCCGUCAGGGAUACCUGGAACUAUGGGACCUCCUGGCUUCCCAGGUCCUCAGGGCCCGUCAGGCUUAUCUGGUCAGCAGGGCGAGCGAGGGUCAUCCGGCCUCCCAGGAGAGAAGGGUGAAACGGGCCCUCCGGGGACAUCCGGUUAUCCGGGGUCCAUGGGGCCGCCUGGACUGCCUGGACUGAAGGGCGAGCGUGGAAGUCCGGGAAGCGGGGGUGUGAAAGGGGAAUCAGGUCCUCCUGGUCUACCUGGUUAUCAAGGACAGGCCGGCUCACCGGGCAUCAAAGGAGAAACGGGGCCAGCAGGUACUGCUGGUGAAAAGGGUGAUCGGGGUUUCCAAGGGCAGCCAGGUUUUCCAGGACCACCAGGCGGCCCUGGACCUGCUGGUAAACCUGGAAGAGAAGGUCUCGCUGGGAUGAAAGGUGAAAAAGGUAACGAUGGCUCUCAAGGCUCCCAAGGACCAACUGGACCCUCCGGCUCACCUGGCUCUCCGGGGUUGAUGGGCCCCCCUGGCAUCGAAGGAAUGGAUGGAAAAGAUGGAAAGCCAGGGCUGCGGGGAGAGAUGGGCCCUCCGGGCCCAUUAGGACCGCGAGGAAUCCCAGGAUUCAAAGGGAACAAGGGUCAUGUUGGCUUUCCUGGACAAAAGGGAGAUGCCGGACCUUCAGGUCCACCUGGUGCUCCUGGACGGCUGGGACAUGAUGGGGAUCCUGGCACCCCAGGAGCUCAGGGACGACCUGGACCUCCGGGCCAUGUCGGUUCCACGGGGCCAGCGGGACCUCCAGGGCCUCCCGGGCCAUCAGGGCUGGGUAUAAAAGGAGAUAAGGGUCAAGGUGGAGAGAGAGGUCUCCCGGGGAUGAGUGGAUCUCCAGGACCCCCCGGGCAUCCAGGACCUAUGGGAGAGCCAGGAAGUGAUGGUGGUGCUGGUAAAGAUGGAGCAGCAGGUCCACCAGGAGAUAACGGGCAGGCAGGUCAAAAGGGCGAGCCAGGGGCCAGCGGCCAGAGGGGCCCUCCAGGAGAGAGGGGCAGACCCGGCCCCCCCGGUGGGGGGGGAGGAUAUCACUCCUCCAAAGAUGCACAACCCAUGAUCGGCCCGGCUGGACCUCGAGGAGAGAGAGGAAGCCCAGGGUCCUCAGGAUCACCCGGGCCUCCGGGCAGUCAUGGUCCACCAGGAAAUGAUGCUGUUGUCAACUAUGAUGAAAUCAGGAACUUCAUUCGCCAGCAGGUCAUCAAGAUCUUUGAUGAGAGAAUGGGCUACUACAUGUCCCGCAUGCAGAUGCCAGUUGAGCAGGUGUCGUCUCCAGGACGACCUGGGCCCCCGGGGAAAGAUGGCUCCCCAGGUGCUCCCGGGAACCCAGGUGCUCCUGGACUUCCAGGACAGAUCGGCAGACAAGGCCGACCAGGAGGACCAGGACCCCAAGGACCUUCAGGAGCAGCUGGAGUAAAAGGUGACAAGGGUGUCGGAGAGAUGGGAGAUAUAGGACCUCCAGGAGCACCAGGUGUUCCAGGUCCCCAAGGCUAUGGAAAAAUGGGCCCCCCUGGCCCAGUUGGCCAACAGGGUGUCCCUGGAAUCUCAGGCCCUCCCGGACAGCAAGGACCCAAGGGAAAUGAGGGCCGCUGUAAUCCCAGGGACUGUAUGAGCCAUCAAGUGGAAUACAACCAAAAAAGCCAACCAAUCAAAGGCCCCUGGUAGAGCUAGAGGGGUCAGGGGAGAGAACUGAACCAGAGACUCACCGUUUAGAGAAGCAAGGAUGCCAAAGAAGAUGACCCAAACUUAUUGAAUCAGACCACAAGAUGGAGAGGAGGAGCUGCCUUUGUUGUUGAGUAGAUAGAUAAUAUUAUCAAGAUUUUUACUGGAGGUCCACUGUUUGUUACUUGUUGUUGUUUUUCUUCCCUCUAAAGGCCCCAUUGGAACUGAGCCAAAGAAACACCAGCAGCAGAUUUUUAUUACAUCUUUAUUCCCUCUGGAAUUUCAGUCCAUUGCUAUUUCACGGUACUGGAUUAUUUUGUCAUGUCCUCAUUUUCUCUUCACCAUAAUGUGACCACAAGAGGUGACAAAAAUCAUAUAUAUUCAUCUCCCCAGUUAAUUCUGGCUUUUGCCGGAAGAUGAGAAAACACACGGUUAUUGUUUUGUAUUUUGUCUCUCUCACAUCUUUGUUCCAUCUUUGCACCAUCCCAUCCUGAGUGCGCAUCCCGUGCAUUUCCAACACUUUCUGACUGGUUGGAGUUUGAUACAUAAUUGAAUUUUACUUACGCCUGUCCCUUGAAAUGUAUUUCACGUCCAUUGAAACAGAUGUCCCAUUUGCAUUUAUUCCCUCUCUGAUGGAUCGUUUUGUAUAUAUUUAUAUGUGUAUAUAUAUAUAUUUUGGCUUUUUAUACUUUUCAAAGGUUUUGAUAUUGGACAUAAUGGUUAGCCACUUUUUAACUGUUGGUUGUUUUUUGAAGCAAAAGGAUGAUUGAUCUUUCCCCCCCUUAUUUCUAUGGACUUUUUAAAAAGACUAUCUUGAGUAAAAGAUCAAUUAUUUAUAGAAGAAGUUUGCGUGGACAGAAAUUUAAUUGGCUUCUGUAAUUUUAUCACUGAAACUCCUUUCGAGUCAUUUUGACUCCAGCAUUUCUGGAAAUACAACCAUUUUAAAGCAUCUCAUCUGAAUUUCAAUUUUUUAAUUUUUUUUUUAAAUAAUUCCAUGGUAACUAUAAUAGCCAUCUGUCUGCUUCGUUUAACACUUUUGUUAGAAAGAAAUAGGAAAUAUGAGCAACAGUCGACCCCAUUCAUCACAGGUACUGUCAUCCAGCGAAGCCUCCCACCAUCACUAAACCCUCGUGACCACUCAAGUAAAAAAAUUAAAAAAAGUUUUGUAGUAUAUUUUGUUACUGUGUUUUGGUGGCCUCAGUUGUGGAUCUAAAAUCAGUUAUGUGCUCUGUACUUUUUCAUACAAUUUGUAGUAGAAGCUGUGGGCCAGGCUUUUUUUUUUUUCCUACAGCAUCCCCUGAGAAAUAUUAAACUGAAUUAAAGUGCUUUUCAAGAAUA